Molecule: messenger RNA, 1699 nt
Organism: Vicugna pacos (alpaca)
Lineage: Eukaryota; Metazoa; Chordata; Mammalia; Artiodactyla; Camelidae
Gene: PBX4
Product: PBX homeobox 4
Biological process (GO): regulation of DNA-templated transcription
Cellular component (GO): nucleus
Molecular function (GO): DNA binding; DNA-binding transcription factor activity
Source: RefSeq, a predicted model, not a curated record
CCGCGCCGCCCGCCGCCCGGGCCUUCGCCGGACUCCCACACGAGUGAUGUCCUGCAGCAGAUCAUGGCCAUCACUGACCAGAGCCUGGACGAGGCACAGGCCAGAAAACAUGCUCUGAAUUGCCAUCGGAUGAAACCUGCUCUCUUCAGUGUGUUCUGUGAGAUCAAGGAAAAGACAGUGUUGAGCAUUCGUGGCAUUCAGGAGGAGGGCCCCCCCGACGAUCAGCUCAUGAGGCUGGAUAGCAUGCUGCUGGCCGAGGGCGUGUGCAGGCUGGGGAAGCGAGGAAGAGGAGCAGCAGCAGCGGCGGCCAGCACAGCAACACCAGGUGGCUGUCCAAAUGACAAUGGCCUUGAGCACUCUGACUACAGGGCCAAGCUGUCCCAGAUCCGACAGAUUUACCACUCUGAGCUAGAGAAAUAUGAACAGGCCUGCCAGGAGUUCACCACGCAUGUCACCAACCUUCUCCGGGAGCAGAGCAGGAUCAGGCCCGUUUUGCCCAAGGAGAUCGAGCACAUGGUCGGGGUCAUCCAUGGCAAGUUCAGCAGCAUCCAGAUGCAGCUGAAGCAGAGCACCUGCGAGGCCGUGAUGACCCUGCGCUCCAGGCUCCUGGAUGCCAGGCGUAAGCGGCAGAAUUUCAGCAAGCAAGCCACGGAAGUGCUGAAUGAGUAUUUUUACUCCCAUUUGAGCAAUCCUUACCCCAGCGAAGAAGCAAAAGAGGAGCUGGCCAGGAAGGGUGGCAUCACGGUCUCCCAGGUCUCCAACUGGUUUGGCAACAAAAGAAUCCGAUAUAAAAAGAACAUGGGGAAGUUUCAAGAAGAGGCUACCAUUUACAUAGCUAAGACGGCAGUGGACAGCCCCGAAGUCAGGGGCCCGGGGAGCCAGGCCAGCUGCCCCUCGAUGCCCAGCUCCAGUGCCUCUGGUCCCUUUCCACUGACCAGCUCCAGGGGCGCACUUACCGCCCUGCAGACACUGGCCUCUCUCCGGCCCGCCCCUGGGGGAGGCGGCCUUCUGUCCCAGGCCAGGGGCGGCUGGCAGGGGAAGCGAAGGUCGACCACUUCACUUGUUGGAGACGCCGGCAGUGUCACCUCAGAUGCAUCUAAUUAAAUGUUGGGACAAGCAGAAAAGGGGACGGUGUGACCUGCCGUGGUUCUCUGUCCUUCAUGCUACCUCAGAAAACCCAGGACUGACUCCAGACGGUGCUCCCGGGCCAGUGGCAGGCGACAAUGAUGCCAUCUUCUGCUUGUCAGCUGGGAUUUGAAAUGGGCGGAGACACUGCUCCUUCUCCUAACUCCAUUUGGCUUUUUUUAAUACUAAUUUUAUGGUUAAGACUAUGAGUUGUUUCCUCUAGGACUUGGCACAAAUUCUGCCAUUAAAUUUUGGACUGAUUUUAAGUUUGAUGUCAUUCACACCUGGAUUUGUUCCUGGUGACAGCUGACCGCCAGGCGCAGGGCCUCAGCAGCGCAACUGUAAGAGUUGAGAUUUUGUUGGCUCACUUGUCCCUUCCUGCACCUCCCCACCCAGACGCUGCCUUCCCACACUCCCUCUGUUGUGUCAUUUCACAAGGUUGUGACCUGAGUCUGUGCUAAGCUCAGAAUUCUACUGGGAAUUGGUUUGCACCCCUCCCCUCCUUUUUUUCUGUUAAUACAAGUUCUACCAUUUUCAGCUGAAAUGUCAUUAAAGAGAAUAAACUUCGCAAGAC